CAGAAUGACAUAAGCUACAAUACUAACACAUCCAUCGCUAGGACUCCUUUCUGACUGCCCGUUCUUAUUACGAAUCGGAAGAAGUUGGCCAUGGCGCUGCCACAACCUGUGACGAAUGGCUGGAGCACAGGCUUUUGCGACUGUUGUGCGCAGCCCGGCGGAUGUGGCUGGUGCUUGUACGCAACAUGCUGCACCCCUUGUGCUUAUGGAUCGCUUUUGGAGCUCCUGCCGGAGAACCAUGUUUGCUGUGGGGGAAGCUGCGUGGGAGGAUGCUGCGCCUACUGCGGGGCAUACCUAGUUGGAUUCCCCUGCCUCCUGCAAAUGAUGGAACGCAGCUACAUCCGCAACAAGUACAACAUUCCCGGCGAUGGUUGCACAGACUUCAUCGAAAGUCGAAUUCCCUCUAGGGGGCUCACCUGGUGGUGCGGUCCUUGCGCCCUGUGCCAAGACUACCGCGAGGUCCAGAUCCGCAAUGCAGCUCAGCAGGGCUUCAGCAUGGUGCCACAGCAGCAGGUCAUGGUGCCGCCGCCGGCUCAGGCCGCCCCCGGUUACGCCUACCCGCCUCCUCCCGCCGGCUACGCGCCUCCCCCCGCCGGCUACGCGCCUCCCCCCGCCGGCUACGCGCCUCCUCCCGCCGGCUAUGCGCCUCCCCCCGCCGGCUAUGCGCCUCCUGCCGGGUACGCUGCCCCGCAGCCUCCGCAGAUGUACCCUCCGGUGCCCCCACCUUACGCCCAGGAGCCGUCCAAGGUGUAAGAUGUAACUAACCUUUGGCGUUUGGAGUGUACGACAUGUUAGUUAUGGUUGUUUGGCAUGUCAGCGCCUCUGCCAAAGCUUGGGUUUUGUUGUUGUGUUCGCAGUACCGCCCCUCGAAAGCGUUGGCCACUGCAGGGGGGUUGUACACAUGCACAUCGGCUCGUUUUCGACUCGCACCCUUAAGAUAUCCGUUGGUACGUGAACCAUGUUGACUCUUGUAUAUACAUGUGCAACUUUGUGCUGUACCGGUGUGUCGGAUAUGGUAGUACCAAAGCUGCUCUUGAGCUUAAUUGGAAUGCGGUUCGUGUAUUGUGUUGCGUUGACCUGCCGUUUAGGGGUGAGCCAUGCAGCAUUUAUACUGGGUCGUUUUCUGCACUGGGACUGGGAUUUGAACUGUGUUACAUGUUUGCAUCUUGGCGUUGUUGGCCUGUUUCUAUAAACAUAUGAAGGGUAAGACUGGCAUGUUGAUAAGAGAAAGCGUGGCUGAGUGUGCUUGGUGUGCUGGUUGUUGUGCUUUGACUGUUCAAUGGGGCAACUGUUUGGAUAUGGCUCUUUCCCACUGCCGAAACAGGCUUUACACGUGACUACUGCAACGGUACUUGAUGUUUGGCACGGAGGACUGUCUGUGAGCAUAUAUUCCCAUACUCAUUAUUAGACUGUGAAUGCUGUAUUUGUGCGUUGAAUGGUUGGACUCUUAAGCACUGCAUGCUGUCGGCUUGAAGUUAUUUUGGCACUAUUUGCGGCGAAACCAAUCUUGCAAGCGCCAAACCAAAUAGCCCGCCUGCAGUCCGACUGUCAUUUCGGCUACUUGUUUGUUAACGGCUUCACGCAAUAGUUAGGGUCUCUUUUGCUGCGCUUACCAGUUGCUGAUACGGGUGCGGCGUACGAAGGCGUCAGGGGGUACCAAAAGGAUUUUUUAUUAGCUCGGGCACAAACA
Messenger RNA from Astrephomene gubernaculifera, 1690 nucleotides. The record is from the annotation of a GenBank genome assembly. NCBI's taxonomy places the organism in Eukaryota, Viridiplantae, Chlorophyta, Chlorophyceae, Chlamydomonadales, Astrephomenaceae.